Molecule: messenger RNA, 1037 nt
Organism: Trifolium pratense (red clover)
Lineage: Eukaryota; Viridiplantae; Streptophyta; Magnoliopsida; Fabales; Fabaceae
Product: bax inhibitor 1-like
Exons: 6
Coding region: 103-837 (244 amino acids)
Cellular component (GO): membrane
Source: RefSeq, a predicted model, not a curated record
UAUAAAUUUACUAUAAAGUUUUCAAAUUGUACUAAAUAAAUAAAUCGUUCAUUUAGCAAUUAUCAUCAUAUUUCUCUUUCUGCGUUCCUAAACAAAACAACAAUGGCUUCUUUCACUUCGUUCUUCGAUUCAACAAACCGAUGGAAUUCCAAUACUCUCAGAAACUUCGGUGAAAUUUCUCCCAAAGUUCAGAAUCAUCUCAAACAGGUUUAUUUGACCUUGUGUUUUGCUGUGGCUGCUGCUGCUGUUGGAGCUUACCUCCAUGUCCUCCUCAACCUUGGUGGUUUCCUCACCACAAUUGCCGGCAUUGGAAGCGGUAUUUGGUUACUCUCAACACCUCCUUAUGAAGAGAGAAAGAGGUUGGCUUUGUUGAUGGCUGCGGCACUGUUUCAGGGUGCCUCUAUUGGACCCUUGAUUGAUUUGGCUAUUCAAAUCGAUCCAAGCCUCAUCUUCUCUUCAUUUGUGGCAACUGCCUUGGCUUUUGGGUGUUUCUCGGGAGCAGCUUUGGUUGCUAAGCGUAGAGAGUACUUAUAUCUUGGUGGCUUGGUUUCUUCUGGGUUGUCCAUUCUUAUGUGGUUGCACUUUGCUUCUGCCAUCUUUGGAGGUUCAAUGGCUAUCUUUAAGUUUGAGUUGUAUUUUGGGCUUUUGGUGUUUGUGGGUUACAUUGUAGUGGACACACAAGAAAUAGUUGAGAAGGCACACUUGGGCGAUCUUGAUUAUGUGAAGCAUGCUCUGACCUUGUUUACUGAUUUGGCUGCGAUCUUUGUCCGUAUUCUAGUUAUCAUGAUUAAGAAUUCAAGCGAGAGAACUGAGAAGAAAAAGAAGAGAAGAGAUUAAUUUUCUUACCUUAUCGAUCAAGCUUGUUUGAUACUUCUCGUUUAAUCUUUGAAAGAUAGUAAGAUACCUAUAACAGUUGUCUGUAAAGUGUUCUCCACGUCUUGAACUUGCUCCUAAUGUGCAGUUAGUCGUGUUUCUGCUUUAUAAUACAAUGUCGACAUUUUUUUUAGUUUUCUAAUAAGCGAGGUUAUUUCUAAUAA